Dermacentor silvarum is the source of this 639-nucleotide messenger RNA. Its product is annotated as endothelin-converting enzyme homolog. Gene Ontology annotation, biological process: protein processing. The transcript has 4 exons. Lineage: Eukaryota; Metazoa; Arthropoda; Arachnida; Ixodida; Ixodidae. Gene Ontology annotation, cellular component: plasma membrane. The coding region runs from base 1 to 639 and encodes 212 amino acids. Gene Ontology annotation, molecular function: metalloendopeptidase activity. The record is from RefSeq and is a predicted model, not a curated record.
AUGACACCACUAAGAAAGUACAGUACAGGUGCGGCGUCACCAGCGCCGGAGGACCCCCGUGUGCUGCGACCUGACCACGCAGCGUUCGUGGUCGCCGUGGGUCUGAUCGCAGCUACCGUGUGCAUCGCCGUGCCCAUCGUGUUGCGCCUGAGCCUGGUACGCUGCAAGAACAGCGAGUGCCUGUCGCUAGAGCGCGACAUGGUGCGCGCCAUGGAUCCCAGCGCGGACCCGUGCAGCAACUUCUACCAGCACGUCUGUGGACAAUGGGUCCGUGGAAAGAUGAAGUACGGGUAUGCCACCUACAAGUACAGGAACUUCCGGGACAAGGAACUGAUGCAGGAAGUGGUGACUCGCGUCUCCUUGAGUCGGCAACGCCGUCAGACCAGCCGUGACAAGUUGGCCAUACUGUACCUCAGCUGCCACGCAGAAGUUAACAACGAGGAGUCCAUUGGCGAUUUCCUACGUCUCCUUGGACUCACCUGGCCGAAGCGGUCUCGCUCAAGCGCCUUCGAGGUUCUGGACAUUAUGGCGGCCGCUUCGCUGGAAUACGGCUUCUCACUUGUCUGGACAUUCGCGAUAGGCCGGGACCCACGUAGACCUCGACAUAACGCUUCAGCACUUUCUGCGCCUCUGUGCUGA